Messenger RNA from Magallana angulata, 3002 nucleotides. RefSeq names its product zinc finger CCCH domain-containing protein 13-like. Lineage: Eukaryota; Metazoa; Mollusca; Bivalvia; Ostreida; Ostreidae. The record is from RefSeq and is a predicted model, not a curated record. Bases 225 to 2249 code for a protein of 674 amino acids. The transcript has 6 exons.
CAGUAAACGGAAGUAAACAUGCGUCAGCCAUGUUACUGAACUUGGACAAACAAUACUUUAAUUUAGUGUAAUGCAGCGGUUUUCAUGGAUAUAUUGUUUUUGUAAUAAUUAACUGAAGCUCUUCUAAUUUCGAUAUUCAUAGGGCUCUCCUUUGUCGUGUAUAGUUUGCAGAUAAGAUCGUGCACAUUGUAAAACAAAAUACAGUACCAUUUUAAUCUGUAUACAUGGUGAAAAUGAGCGUUUCGUCAGUGCCAUCUGCAGGGUCAAGUGCUCGUAGUACACCUGUACCGAUGCAAAACUCGCCAGGUCUGGCACCUUACAAACCUAUUACCCCCAGCCAGUACGGUGCCUCGAUAGGUAAACAGAGUGAUGAUGAGCUCAGAAGACAAGGGGUGGAUGAUCUUCUACGUAUGGUAAGGCGUCUUGAAUCAGAAAACCGAUCAAUCAUCGCUGAGCAUAGUAGCAUCAUCAAAGACGUAAACAGACGAGUCCAGAUCUACAACAAGGAGAUGCGAGGUCUCAAAGACAUUAAUCAGAAAUUGCAAGACGACAACCAAGAACUCAGAGACCUCUGUUGUUUUCUGGAUGAUGACAGACAGAGAAGUAGAAAACUGGCUCGGGAAUGGCAGAGAUUUGGCCGUUACACUGCUUCGGUGAUGAGAAGCGAGGUCUCGGCAUACCAAGAAAAGCUUAAAGCUCUUGAGAACAAGCAGGAUGAGUUGAUCUCUGAAAACACUGAGCUAAAAGAGCUAUGCUUGUACCUUGACCAGGAACGAAUUCGCUUUACCCAGACUCGAGAUGAUGGUGAUGGCAGUAGCAAUAGUACAACAGCCGGGCAUGAAGAGAAUAAUCAACCCCCACAGAUUCCUGAUGUAGCUGUUACAAACAAUGUGAAUAGAAGAGAUUCAACUUACAUCCAACAACUUGAGUCUCAAGUCCAACAAUUAGAGAAAGAAAAAACAGAUUUACAGAAAUCUGGGCACAAAUUUUCGAACCCUGACAAACAGUCCCCGAAUCCUCCAUCCCACCUGCAGUUAAAAGGCUCACCAGUAAAACCAGUGCAGAGUCUUCUGGCCUCGGAGCAGAGAGGUACACCUGUAGGGAAGAAUGGCAGUGACCAGCAUUCCUCGGUACCAAGCACCCCCAGUACCUUGGCAGACACACCCUCCAAACCAGAGGCUGUAGUACAUGCCAUGAAGGUGCUUGAAGUCCACGAACAACUAGAACGUCCCAAGACAGACGUAGGGGGAGAGAACCUUGAUGAUAAAGAGAAGGCUAUAGUUAGAGAGAUGUGCAACGUUGUAUGGAGGAAACUGGGGGACACUAAAUCUGAGAGAGAUACCCCACAUCCAGUCUAUGAAAAUAUGGCCCCACCCCCUCCCCCAUUACCCCCACCCCACAGACAACCAUCCCAGGGCCCAGUCAGUGAGACCAGAAAAUCCCCUUCCUCAUCCAGUGUCCCAAAUCAUGACUAUCAGCAGAACAAUGCCCAGCAUUACCUCCCACCUCAAGGCUCUCCACAGUACAAUGCUAAUCCUGAUUCUUUCGGCAAUUAUCAAACCUCUCCCCCUGGGGGCCCUGUUUUGCAGUGCAAUUCUACAGUGCCCCACCCUGGAUCCUCUCACACAGUGCAUUCCCACAACCUGCCCCACUACCAACAGUAUAGGUCCCCACCCCCCCUCUACCCCAAAGAGAGACCCCCAGCAUCAGUAUCCUCAUAUGAUAGUGACCAUAGCUCCUAUGCCUCACAACCUUAUGACCGACCAAAUCUACCCUCCAAUUACUAUAAGGACAGACUUGGACAUGGGGGUCAAGGGGGACAGUAUGACCAGUUAAAGUCCAACUAUCAGCACAGGGCAAGUUCUCAGUCAGAUCUGAUCCCACCCCCUUCACCUAGACAGCCAUACAAAAAACAUUUCUCUCAGUCAGAUGUGAGAGGGAGAGAUUACAACAGAGGAGGUCAGAACCAAACACAAGGACCGCACAACUAUAGCCAAGAGUUGAGGGACAGGGGAAGACCCAGGGAAAGCAGCGUUCCCCGUGAGGCUAGGGAGGGCAGCUAUACACGAGAAGUUAGGGAGGGCAGUUAUACGAGGGAGGCCAGAGAGGGUAGCUAUUCCCGAGAGACUAGUGCAUCCAGAGAUGGAGAUCCAAGGAGAACAAGGGAAUUACGUACACCUGAUCCCUGGGAUUUGAGGGAUCCCAGACAUGAGGCUAUAUCUAAAACCAGUAAGGGAUCUUACCAUUGAGGUGUAUAGCUUUUCUGCAAAAAGGGUAUUAUUCUAUUUAUUGUCCAAGUAUUUACACAUAAUGUAUUCUAGACGUUUAGUUUUUAUGAUCUACAUUGUGUAACAUUUGUAUACUGAAGUGAAGUGUGAAAAAAGGAAAAAAUUUAUGGUGCCAUGGCAAAUGUUAAAGCAUUACCAUAAGUAUUUAUAACAGUCUUGAAUAUUGUCAAAGUUUUGUAUUAUGUGUAAGUCAUUUUCAAACGAAUUAUUUCCAAAUCGUACUGCAACCAUACAGCAAAUCAGAUCUCAAUUUUCUUUGACUCUGUACCAAAUUUUUAAUGGUGUCUGGUCUCAUUCUUAAAUGUUCUGAACAUGUGCCAUUCAUGUAUAAUUUUUCAUUGAUUUCCUUUUGGCAUUUUUAUUAUGAUCAAGAAACCAUUUUUGAAAUAGGGCAAAUUUAACCAUAAUGCCACUGUUUAUUUAUUGAAAAUUAUUACAUGUACAUGUAUUACCAACCUUUUAUACACUAUGCAUGCAUGGUUAACAAACUUGUAUUGUGUUUAUCAUUGUAAGGGAACUAGUUUUCCUUAUCUGAUAAUGAUAAACAUACAUACUGUUAAUUUUGAAUUUUUAAAUGUUGGAUUUUUGGGUUGUAGAUUUUUUGAUAGAGAUUAUUUCAUUGUUAUUACGUACAUGUUAUAUACAUAAGCAUUUAUCAGCGAAGCUGGCUUUAUUAUUUAUGAUGUCAGUGAUUAUUUUGUAACUCAUAAACUU